AUGUGGGAUUGCUACGUAAGGGGUGAUUGCCAGUUGAAACCGGCCGAGAUGGAACGACUUGGAAAUCAUAAGUACAGUGCUGUUGAUGUGUCAUGGCUUGAUGAACUCUGCAUGAAGAGGUUUUGGGAUUAUUUAGUUACAUUCUAUCCAUUGUGGCUGGCACCAAAUCUGAUUACAUUGAUCGGUCUUAUCGUGAAUCUCAUUACGGUUCUUAUCUUAUCAUCAUUCUGUUAUGGAGCUAAUUAUCCGGCGCCGUCAUGGGCAUAUUUUCAAGCAGCAUUAGGCCUCUUUAUCUAUCAGACAUUGGAUGCAACGGAUGGUAAGCAAGCCCGUCGCACUGGUUCUAGUUCUCCACUUGGAGAGCUGUUCGAUCACGGUUGUGAUUCGAUGACACAAGUUUUUGUGACCCUUAACUUAUGCUAUUGCCUGCAAUUGGGUCAACAUCGCUAUUUGGUUUUCGCAGUUUGUGUGCUUUCUGUUGCACUCUUUUAUUGCGCCCAUUGGAGUACGUAUUGUACCGGUCGACUAAAGUUUUCCAAAUACGAUGUGACAGAAGCUCAGAUGACGGUUAUUGCCGUUUUAAUUGUGACCAGUAUUUUUGGCACCGAGCUGUGGUCUUUCAAGGUUUUUGGCGUGAGCUUGACAAUACCUGUGGUUGGAUGCAGUGUUGUGAUGAUUAUUUGGCAGAUGGCUGGUUAUAUGGUGGUUGUUUUUUCUGGUGGUAUAGGCAAGAAUGGGUCUACAGUGGCGGACACUUCAGUGCUGUUUCCUCUGUUUCCGCUUCUAGCAGUUAUCGUACCGUUUUGUAUGAUUUAUAGUAAAUCAACGUCUGGAAUAUACGAUGAGCACAUCACAUUAUUUGCACUUUGCUUUGGUGCAGUUGGUGCGAAGGCAACGAAUAGACUCGUUAUAGCGCAUAUGAGUCGAAGUGAGCUAAGUUUGUGGGAUUGGAUAUACUUAUCACCAAUUCUGAUGAUGCUGAAUCAGUAUUAUGACUUUUACGUCAACGAGUAUUAUCUACUGAUUGCUGCUACGAUAUAUGCAUAUGCGAGUUUGAUUCUGUUUAGUACAAUGAUAUGUCGACAAUUCUGUAUUUACCUCAAUAUCUACUGCUUCACACUGGGACCACGUGAGGUGAAAGAUAACAAUAAUACGAUCAAAGGUUAUGGUUAUCAUCUGCGUUCGAAACGAUCGUGA
Anisakis simplex (herring worm) is the source of this 1197-nucleotide messenger RNA. Lineage: Eukaryota; Metazoa; Nematoda; Chromadorea; Rhabditida; Anisakidae. The record is from the annotation of a GenBank genome assembly.